This is a messenger RNA of Lasiosphaeria miniovina, 415 nucleotides long. RefSeq lists its product as uncharacterized. Bases 34 to 234 code for a protein of 66 amino acids. The record is from RefSeq and is a predicted model, not a curated record. The transcript has a single exon. NCBI's taxonomy places the organism in Eukaryota, Fungi, Ascomycota, Sordariomycetes, Sordariales, Lasiosphaeriaceae.
CAGCACGAUCCUCCUCUCCUUUUCCAGUUGCGGAUGGAGUGUGUCGUUUAUACGUUGGAGAGCCACACCUCGUGGCUCAAAUUGUUCUUCCUUGUUUCCUCUUUUUUUAUUUCUUCUCUGAUCCUUUUUCUCAACGCUCAUCCUCCUAUAAGCAAUCCGUGCUGUGUGUUCUUGUUAGUUAGGCUGUUUCUUUGUUUCUUCCCUUUCUUCUCCUGCGGGGUGGAGAACCCCUGAAUCCGGAAUUGCGUCUUCAAUAGAGUUGAUGAAUCAGACUAUGAUGUGGCUUAUACGCACCGCAAUAGACUGCAACGAAGAAUAAUAACUGAGAUUGGGGUCUAAUAACUGUGAGUAAAAUGUGACGGCAACAUGGCAGAGAAUGACACCCAGACCAGGUGAUCGACAACCUAGUCGAGAA